This is a messenger RNA of Racocetra persica, 168 nucleotides long. The record is from the annotation of a GenBank genome assembly. NCBI's taxonomy places the organism in Eukaryota, Fungi, Glomeromycota, Glomeromycetes, Diversisporales, Gigasporaceae.
AAAGAACUUAUAAUGAAAUAUUUGGUAUACUUCAAUUAAAUAUACAAGAAAAAACUUAUGAGGAAAUAAUGAAUACUCAUAAAGAUACACUUGCAAAACUUAAUAUUGAUCUUUGUAGAAGAUGUUUAUAUCUAAUAAAAGUGGAAGAUGGAGAAUAUUGUGAUAGUU